This is a messenger RNA of Colletotrichum abscissum, 1050 nucleotides long. RefSeq lists its product as uncharacterized. The record is from RefSeq and is a predicted model, not a curated record. Bases 1 to 1050 code for a protein of 349 amino acids. The transcript is spliced from 2 exons. Lineage: Eukaryota; Fungi; Ascomycota; Sordariomycetes; Glomerellales; Glomerellaceae. Gene Ontology annotation, molecular function: 2-oxoglutarate-dependent dioxygenase activity.
AUGCCUCAUUCACCGUCGGUCGUCGAGGAAGCCUCUGUUGCCCGAACAGGUGGGGGGUCUAACAUUCCACUCGUUGACCUGAGUGCCCUGAAAGACAGCACCAACCCUGAAGCAGCACUGAAUGCCGGCAAGAGUCUUGUGGACGCUUUUAGAAUAUCGGGCUUUGCCUAUGUCAAGAACCAUGGAAUCCCCGAGGAAAUCAUCAAGUCCGCCUUCCAGUGGAGUGAGAAAUUCUUUUCCCUCCCUCAGGCUGAGAAGGACAAGGCGCCGCAUCCACCCGAGGGAUGGUGGCAUCGCGGGUACUCCGGCAUUGGCCGAGAAAAGGUGUCGCAGAUGGUAUUUGACGCCAAAGAAAUCAGCGAGUUGAGGAAAAUCCCAGACUUCAAGGAAUCAUACGAGAUUGGGCGCGAGGACGAUGAUCACCUGCCCAACAUCUGGCUCCCCGAGGAGUCGCUCCCUGGGUUUCGGUCAUUUUUCAACAACUUCUACGAGGUCUGCUAUCAGCUCGAACUCCACCUGCUCCGUGCUAUGGCUCUCGGCAUGGGCCUGGACGAAGAUUUCUUUCGGGACUACCAUGUGAUGAAAGACAACCAGAUCCGCCUCCUCCACUACCCGCCGGUCGAGGAGAAGCUCUUGCGCGCCGGCAGGGUCGAGCGGCUGGGAGCGCACUCGGACUUUGGCUCCAUGACGCUCCUCUUCCAGGACGAGGUCGGCGGCCUCGAGGUAGAGGACCCCAACGAGGAGGGCCGAUUCUUGCCCGUGUCGUCCAUCCCUGGGACGAUCGUGGUCAACAUUGGCGACUUCAUGCAGCGGUGGAGCAACGACACUCUGCGGUCCACUGUGCAUCGUGUACGAGCGCCGCCGCUCGAGACGAACGAGAGCGGUGACCGCGUGACCCGGGCACGAUAUUCAAUUCCGUACUUUAUCGGCGCUGAUCAGGAGAAGACGGUAGACUGCGUGCCGGGUUGCUACGGCCCCGGUAAGCCGAAGAAGUACGAGUCGAUAAACAGCCGCGAGUACAUCGAGAUGCGACUGAAUGCGUCGUAUUAG